CUCGGGGGGACCCUAUGGGAUGCCCAGGGUCGGACCCGGUGGCCGCAUGCAAGGCCAGCGCCCACCCCUCUAUCCUGUCGCUUCGGCCCCUCAACUACUUCUUGGGCACUCCCCAACUCUCCCCGCCACGCCCAGGCACGGGGUGCGGGGCCGUCAGGGGUCUGCGGUAGCAUCCGGGACCCCCCCUCUUCCGGCAGGGGAGAACCCACGUGGGCGAGCGUGGCCUGGCCCCGCCCCGCGGGCAGCGCGGAGGGAUCCGGAGGGAUCCAGAGGGAUCCUCGGGGGUGCGCGGGGCUCACCUGGGUGUGCACGCCGGAAAGGGCAGAGCCGGGGGCUCAGAGCUGGUGUCCGAGCCCCGCCCCGUUCAGGGGAGGCUGCGGCGCCCCCACCCACCCGCGCAUCCACCCACCCAGGUGCGUCUCAUCUCCUCCUGUACACCGGGGGGCGGGGCCGGGGCCGGGCGAGAUCGGGGCUACGCGGGGGCUGCGUGGGGGCGCGAUGGAGGCCCAGCCAGGUCCGGAUUUCGCCAUGCUGCGAGAUCCACAGGCGUCUCCGUGUCUGGGCCCCGACUCGCGCCCGGAACCCCCAGCCCAGCCGAUCCCGAGGACCCCAGGACGACUGGGACUAAGCGGCAGGUCCUGGCCGGCCUGCGAGGAUGCCGUGGCAGCACUGUGCUUCUUGCACGAGGCAGCAGAAGAGCUGUGCGGUACGACCCCCACGCUGGGGUCCUGCUGGGAGCCCCUGCAGGCGCUGGGGACUCUGGGAUCCCCACCUGUGACAGGGGGUGCCAGGAGCAUGCUGACCGCAAAAUGCCAGCAGAGCCACCGCUGCCACCUGGGUUUCCCAGGAGCGCUGGCCCCUGCCUCCCCGAGGCCUCGGAAGCAGCCACACCCCCAGAAGGGCUUGGAGCUGGAGGACCCCCAGUUUCAGGGCGUGACCCUGAAGUUUGAGAUCAAGCCUGAUGCCAGCCUACAUAUCGUGCCCCGCUACAGCCUGGCCUUCAGCAGCGGCUCCAGUUCUCAGAGUCCCCCUGAGGAGGCCCCCAAGAGCCCUGAGGCCAGCCUAGGAGGCAGCGAGGCCCUGGAACCCCGGCGCUGUGCAUCCUGCCGAACCCAGCGGACCCCUCUCUGGAGAGAUGCGGAGGAUGGAACCCCACUUUGCAACGCCUGUGGCAUCAGGUACAAGAAAUACGGCACCCGCUGUGCCAGCUGCUGGCUGGUACCCCGAAAAAACGUGCAACCUAAGCGGCUCUGCAGCAGAUGCGGAACGGCCCUGGGCUCCCCCACAGACCCUGCACAAGAGGACUAAGCCCAGCCCGCGGUCCUGCCUCAGUUUCUCCUCCAGG
Molecule: messenger RNA, 1345 nt
Organism: Sorex fumeus (smoky shrew)
Lineage: Eukaryota; Metazoa; Chordata; Mammalia; Eulipotyphla; Soricidae
Gene: ZGLP1
Product: zinc finger GATA like protein 1
Exons: 5
Coding region: 499-1308 (269 amino acids)
Biological process (GO): oocyte development; spermatogenesis; regulation of transcription by RNA polymerase II
Cellular component (GO): nucleus
Molecular function (GO): zinc ion binding; sequence-specific DNA binding
Source: RefSeq, a predicted model, not a curated record